GCGUGCUGAGGAGUGGAAGCUCGACGUACCCACCAUUGGAUGGAUUUAUUUUGGGCACUACGUGGUGUACUACUUGAGCGGGCUCGGCCGUCCUUUAAGAUUUAAACCGGGCGACUUUGAGAGUAACCGAUGUUGGUUCAGGCGGGUGUGGAUGCUACAGGAGUUUAGCACGGAAGUCUUCUUGAGUAGCGAGAGUUCAGGGCUGGAGUUAAGCCAGAAGGAGACCAUUGGGGGACAGACUGACGAUCACGGAAUCAUGGGAGAGGAAGAACGAAGGAGGUUAAAUGAAGAACUGCGAUCACUGAUGCAGAUGCGCAAAUCCCACUCUCUGUAGGAUACCCUGUCGCUAAUGCAGAGACGGGUGUCAACUAAUCCUGUGGAUAAAAUCGCCGGGAUGAUGUUUCCUCUUCGAACAGAGUAUAGCCCAAUCUACGAUGAGAGACAGUCAGAAGAGGAUGCAUGGAUAGCAUUCACAAAUGUCAUGGAUAGGCAUCUUCUGUCGCAUUUGUUCUUUGACUUUCCUGAGCCUGGAAACGGAAGUAAAUGCUGGCGGCCAUCAUGGAAGCAGGUAAUGACAGAGACACUUCCAUCACAUCAUUUGAAUCUAUGGCCCAUAGGGGUUAUCAAACUGAUGGAGGGAACAGAAUCUGAAUUGUACUGUGGACCCUGCAUCGAAUCGGGUUAUGUGCAGGGACUGGCAGACGUUUUAUCCGACGGUUCGAUCCGACAGGGAGAGUUGGUCGCGAAAGAUGAUAUCGGAGCCACACACACGUUCAAAAUUGUUGCCGAGCAUCAAUACCCAGUUCCGGAUGCCUCGUAUACACUGAUAGGCAGUGGUGGAUAUGAUUAUAUACCCGAAGAGCUCGAACCGUACGUCAUGAAGUAUUGGGUGCUCGGGACGACAAGGCAGAACGGGAAAUUUCAGAAAUUUUCGGUGUUCAGGAUGCUUGAUGACGAAGAAAAGAUGAGGCUUCGAGAACUUGGAGUUGCAAAGAGCGAUAUUCAAAUGUUUCUUUGUUGAUUUAAUCGUGUUUAACAUUUAUUUGUUCUACGUCUAUUUGAUGGAGGUUCGACAGCAUAGUUAAUAAUACUAGGAUUGUCCGGGAGUAUUCAGCGUCUCUCACAUUUCUCUUAUGUCCUGAAUUUCACUGCCUCCCGCGUAUCAUAGAAG
This is a messenger RNA of Desarmillaria tabescens, 1171 nucleotides long. RefSeq lists its product as uncharacterized. Lineage: Eukaryota; Fungi; Basidiomycota; Agaricomycetes; Agaricales; Physalacriaceae. The coding region runs from base 350 to 1021 and encodes 223 amino acids. The record is from RefSeq and is a predicted model, not a curated record. The transcript has a single exon.